UUCCAUCCAAUCUGCAAGAGCGCGCUGUCCGUUAGCACAUUCGGCUCUUAAAUCACGAUAUCAAUUGCCAAAAAAUCGUGUUCAACAAAGUGCAGCUUAUCAAGCUGAUAAUGGCCAAUAAAAUAAUAUCAAACAGUGAAAGGCGGGCUUCAGUGCAUAAAUCAUUGAAUAUUAGUGCAACUCCAAUGCCUCGAAUAUUUAGUGGUCCCAAUAAUAUGGCUACAUGCGAAAGAGUGGUACCACUAAACAUUAGACGAAAGCGGCGAAAAGACAGACAUCGAUAAACGAGUGUAGCAAAACGCAACACUGCAAAAUGUUUGUAAACAGCUGCGGAACUCCACGAAGCCGCCAGAGGGCGCACCAACUGCGCGUGGGCAUUGCCAGAAAAAUCAAAUUGAAAUGCUGCCCUGUGAAACGCCAUAUUUGAUUCGGCUGCUUGCAUUAUAAUACAAGAAAUUAAAAUUUUCGAGCGAAAACGCUAGCCCAGGCUUUCCAAUCACUAGCCCAAACGUGUGAAGAACUCUCGCGAAGAUGAUUUAGCACAACUAAAGUGAUUCACGCGUGGAGUCCAGCAAAUCAACGUCGGACGUAUCCAAACUCCCAGCAAACCCAGCAGAAGUGCACCACAGACCCCACCACAAAAUGGAGCAGUAUCUAGUGCCGUUAGAGGAGCCCGUCUACUCGGAUUUGCAGGUGGUGCAAGUGCCCCAAGAGGAGGUUGGGUCUCUGGUGCUCCAGGAUGACCAGCAAUUGGUGUUCAACGACCAGCAGCAAGUGGUGUAUCAAACCACAGCGCCGGCCCAAUACCAGCAGCCCCAACAGGCCACAGCUCCUGCCCACUACAUAAUCGGAGGAGAAGAUCUCGCCCAGCAACAGCAGCAGCAGCAACAACAACAACACCAGCAACAGCAGCAGCAACAGCAAGUCGUGAUGCAUCACCAGCAGCACCAAGUGCAGCAAGUGCACUAUCAGCAGCAGGAGGCACAGCAGCAGCAGCAACAAAUCCAUCUGGAGCAGCAGCAGCAGCAGCAGCAGCAGCAAUAUGUGCAACAUCAGCAGCAACAGCCCGCCAUACAGCAUACUCAGCAGAUUUAUUACACCUCCGAGCAGGUGCUACAGCCCAACACCAUUGUGCAGCAUGCGUCCAUGCAGCAAUUGCAGCAGCAGCAGCAACAGAAGAAGCAGCAACAGCAAGUGCUCCAGCAACAACAGCAGCAGCAGCAACAAUAUCAUGCGCCCGCCUAUCAGCAGCAGACGGCGCAAUUGGUGCAAACGAGCGGGCAGCAGCAGCAGCAACUAUUGCAGAGUCCACAGCAGCAGCAACAGCAUCAGCAGACGCAGCAGCAGGGCCAAACAUUGCAUCUGCAGACAUCACCCGCCCAGCAGCAGCAGCAACAACAGCAGCAGCCGCAAGUCGUCUACCGCAUGACCACCACACAGCAGCAACAACGACCGCUAACUAACAACAUGCACGUCAUCGUGCAGCAGCAGCCGGUGCUCAUCCAGGCUCAGCAGCAUCAGGAGCUCAUCAUGCGCCAGGCCACGGCCAUUCAUCCGUACAGCAAUCGCGUGGUUUAUACCACAUCGCCACAGCAGCAGCACGCCCUACAGCAGCACGUGCAACAGCAGCAGCAACAACAGCAGCAGCAAAUGCAACUCCAGGCCACAGCGCAGACGGCACACCUCGUGCAGACGCGUGUGGUGCCGCAGCAAACCCAAAACGUGGUCUACCAGCAGCUGCAGGUGCAGAAGGUGCCACAGCAGCAACAGACGCAACAGCAGCAGCAGCAAGUGGUGCACACACAGCAGCCCCAACUGGUGGCCACAUCUCAGGGCGGUGGAACGCUCGUGCGGGCCGCGUUUCGUGGGAAGAACGCAAGGGGAGGAGCCGUACUCACGCGCACAAUGAUUGCCACAAGUGGCGGGGUACGACCCACGCUCAGUCCCACCACAAUUGUGCGCCACGUGCGACCCCGAGGAGCUGCCGGCACCGUCCAAGGUGGCAUUGUGAGGAACAUGCGUCCGCCGGGAGUACGUCCACGUGCCCAGUUGGUGGUGCAAACCAGCUCCCCGGAGGGCAGCCAAACGAUGCAAAUCGUGACCCAAACGCAGAUGACGAAGCAUAUAACCAUCAGCGCGAAUCUCGGCCAGCAGACGGUGCCAGGACAGCAGCUGCAGCAGCGGCAGGUGUAUCGGACUCACAUGAUCACCGACGGCAGUCAGCCGCAGCACCCGCAGCAGCAACACCAACAGAUGCUGAUGAUGCGACAGUCGCCGCUGCGUUAUCGGGCGCCUGUCUCCCUCACCACGGCGGUGGCAACGCCCGUGCCAGCCGCUGUGACCGCCACGCCCGCGGCAUCAACCACAAGCAGCAUGGGCAUUGACAUGGAGGAGCGCAUCCAAGCGGCGGUGCUGAAGAAGGAGCAACAAAAGCCAACCACCAAUCAAAUGCCAAUACAGCUGGCACAGGGCACAAGCCUGACGACCUACUAUCCGGGCAGCAGCACGACACAGGCCAACACGGAAGAGGAGCAACAGCAACAACAACAGCAACAGUUGCAACAGCAGCAUCAACAGCAGUUGCAACAGCAACAACUGCAACAGCAGCAGCAGCAGGUGCAGGCAGUGCGCACGGCGAGUGGAGCGAGCAUGUCGCUGGCAGAGUUUAAGAAGCGCCAAACGAUGACAGUGUCCACGGCGGUGCCCACAUCCGUGACGACAAGCGGAAGUUUGACGCCCCUGCGGCCCAUGACACCGGGAACGCUGGUGCGUGCCGCGCCAAAGCUGAUAGCCACACAGACGCCCACGGGCGGAGUGCUGCCGAUCGGCACACGCAUUAUGCAGCCACAAAGAGCCAUUGCACCGCCUGCGGCAACGCCAGCAGUAGCCCCGGCGCCCACACCACCCGCACCAGCAAUUGCUCCACCAUCGGCCUCUGUCGUCGAUGCUGGCGACUCGCAAUCAUCCUCGCAGUCCGGCUCAUCCGUGCAGCAGACGUCGCACAACAAUUACGAGAUUCACUCGCAGCAUGUGCUCAACAAUCGUGCGGGUCAGGCGAUACCCGAGAGGGAUCGGAAUAGCGCCAAGAUGCUCGUGAUACUCGCAUCGGGCGAGCAGCGAUUGAUCACCUUCACGCUGCCGCGGGAGUCGUGCACGGUGCAGGAUCUGCUGGAGCAGGUCUGCGUGCCGUUCGACAACACCACAACGAUCCAGUGCGUCGAGCAUCGUGGUGCCAAUGUGGACUUUGUGGUAACUGUGGGCUUUUCCGUCAACGAAUCUGCCAGCGAACUGAUCUCCCGUGCGGAGGAGAGUCUCCAAAUGAAUCGCCAGCAGGAGAACGCCGCUGCCGCCGCCAGUGCAGCGCCUGCACAGCCUGCGCCCACAACCACAACACCCUCGCCGGCGUACACGCAGGCGAAUGCAGCGGCAGAGCAGGCCAAGCGCGAGGCAGCCAGUUCAGCGGCACCAAACGGAGGCAUUACCAACGGCACGGCCACGGGCGCAGGUGUCGUGUCGGUGGCCACCGAGGGACGCAAGCUGAUCGACGGCUACUAUGCGGUGUGCAAGCAGUGCGGCUUCACGGGCAUGGAUCAUGCCAAGUGCGAGCGCUGCAAGCGAGUCUUCCUGGAGCCACCGAAGCGUAAGUCCUACCUGCCAAAGUCGAAUGCCACCUCCUCGCCGGCAUCAUCCACCUCCAGCGAGGCGGCCACGCCUGCGGAGAAGCGGGAACUGGCAGCGGCUGCACGCUACAACAAACAGAUGGGUGGCGUCACCUUUGCCACUGGAGCCAGAGGACGCGGUGGCAUGGCCUCAAUGCGGGGACGAGCCCGUGGCGGUAGACGAGCGCCCGAGGCGGAUCCUGUGGUGCUGCUGAGCAGUGAGGAUGAGGCCGAACCAGAUGAUUCCACUGCCGAUGGCAGUGUUAGUCUUCCAUCCCUGCACUCGAGCCACUACAGCCAUUUCAUGAAUGGAAAAGUUCCUCUGCCCGCCGUGGCAUUUGCCUGCGAGCCCGUGCUGCCCGAGGUGGACGAAGAACCGCUGUACAGAGAUUUUGUGCGCGGCGAUGUCAUGGACUUGACGGAUGUGCCGGCUAACGAGCAAUUCUCCACACCGAUCACAUGCAGUUGUGUGCGUCUGAUACCCUAUCGUUUCGAUACAAUUGAGCCGGUCACCUUCACCUCGAAGGGCCUACGUAUAAAUGGCAUACUGCACGACAUGGACGAAAAGUUCACCCUAAACAUCUACAAGCACGAGGUGAUCAAGGUUAUUGCACAUUUCGGCAGUGUUGACCAGCCACAGACACUCCUUACGCUCUACUUGCUCAAGACAUGCGCACUGUAUGUGAAAGCGCAACUUUGUCUGCCCGAUGAUCAACCAAAUGAACAGACUGGCUUCAAGUCACAAACCUCUGUCCACACACGACGCCUCGUGCUGCUGUUCGAUAGCAUUUCACACAGCGCCCGUGAGACCAUCAAGACGAUGUUCAGCUGCGUGGACGAGAUCUCGGCCAUAGAUGCGGCCGAUAUAUUCGAUCGCAUUGCCGACUCUGAUCGCAAGGCCUUGGACAAGUCCACACAGCCGGUGGUGCGGCAGUUGCGUGUCGAUGAGCAGGUAAGCCUGCUGAUGUAUCCGCCCACGGGCACGGGCAGCCUUUGCAUCCGCAUGGAGGACUUUGUGUGCCUCACGAAGGAGUCGUAUCUGAACGACAUCAUCAUUGACUUUUACCUGUUGUGGCUGCGCAACACACUGAUACCGGAGGCAACACGCGAGCGUACGCAUGUUUUCAGCACAUUCUUUUAUAAGCGACUGACGACGCUGACGCGUCCCACCGACAUGCGGCAAACAGCUGCACAGAAGCGGCAUGCCAGGGUCCAGAAGUGGACCAAAGUCGUGGACAUAUUCGACAAGGAUUUUAUCAUUGUGCCCAUCAACGAGCAGUCGCAUUGGUUCCUCGCCAUCAUCUGUUUCCCGAACCUCAAGGGCCCCGUCACCUAUGACACCAAUCAGCCCGUGGAGCCGCAGCAUCUAAAGCGUGCGCGCGGCAAGAAGGGGCCCCUGCAGAUUGGCAACACCACCAUCACACCGCUAACGAAGAGGGGCGAGGGUGGAGCCCUGCCAGCGGCACUCAACUCGGAGAUCUGCCGCCUAGGCGACGACGGGGAGAGCGAGCGAGACGAGGCCGAGGGCGAUGACAGCGACAUGGCCUCCGAGGACAGUGACAACUCGAAUUCGGGCAAGGAGCCAACGGCCGCCAAGGAAACACCGGCAGCCACACCCACGCCACAGGUUAGCAGUGGCCCAGCGCGGAUUUGCGGGGCGGAGGAGGUGCCGGCGGUGAAGCAGCCCCUGAUCCUCAUCUUUGACUCGCUGGCCGGGGCAUCGCGCAGUCGUGUGGUGGCCACGCUGCGGGAUUACCUCACCUGUGAGUACAGGAUCAAGAAGCCGGAUGCGCAGGCGCACGUCUUCAACAAGGAUAACAUGCCCGGACACUGCGUCAAAGUGCCGCAGCAGAACAACUUCACCGACUGCGGCCUCUAUCUGCUGCAGUAUGUGGAGCAGUUCUUUGCGGAGCCCAUCAGAGACUACAGACUGCCCAUCAAGCAGCUGACGAACUGGUUCGACUUUCUCACCGUCACCAAGAAGCGCGAGGACAUUGCCAAUCUCAUCCAGAAGCUAAUGGACGAGAGCAGCCAAACACAGCGCCAGAUCCUGCCGGUCAUCGAGUUUCCCACCCUCAACGGUCAGCUGGUUGAGUAUCCCGAGGAGACGGAGAGUGCCGAGUUCGAGGAGGAGGAGGGACACGAGGAUGAGGAGCCCAAUAGCGAGAGUCAUGAGGAAAACAACACCGUGAGUGAAAUGGAAGUAGAUCCCGUGGGCGAUGAUCUGCCCGUGGGCAAAACCACCACAGCAGUGGUCGUUAGCAGCACCGCAACGACCGUGAACAGUAGUGGUGCGACAAUGGCAACGGCCGCCAAGACCAAGCGGUUCGUGCUGAAGCGUCCCAUGCAGAACGGUCUGGGCACCACGCUGACGAGCAAUGGCAUUGGAGAAAUCCACAAUGGGAACUUUCAGUUGCCACAGUUGGUUAGCACAACGACGGCGAGUGGCGCGCUUGGCGGUGCUGGGGCAAACCUGGCGCAACGUGCCAGCAGCGGCAGCCUUAAGAUACGCAAGAUCGAGCCUUAGCAUAGGGAAGAUGUGCAACGCAUCGACCUGCCGCCCGCCCCGCCACGAAUGAUGCGGCUGAUGUUGCCACAGCUGCAGCAGCACUCACAGCAGCAGCACCACCAUAUGUAAAUAAAUAUUAAGCAUAAAACAUCUAUUGUAAUUCUCUUACCAGCAUAAUUUGUAUCAAUAUUACUGUCGCCACUGAAAGAAGGAAAAAAUGCAAAAUUGUUAAAAUAAAGACUACAUUCGUAUGUAUAAAAUACACCAGAAA
Molecule: messenger RNA, 6439 nt
Organism: Drosophila subobscura
Lineage: Eukaryota; Metazoa; Arthropoda; Insecta; Diptera; Drosophilidae
Gene: velo
Product: polyhomeotic-proximal chromatin protein
Exons: 9
Coding region: 643-6186 (1847 amino acids)
Biological process (GO): protein desumoylation
Cellular component (GO): nucleus; cytoplasm
Molecular function (GO): SUMO-specific endopeptidase activity
Source: RefSeq, a predicted model, not a curated record